AUGAUUGAUACUCUGGAACUCACUUUCAUGAUUUGGUGGUGUAUGAUGCUGUUUCAUCUCUUGCAUGCUGACAUUCACUGUAUGGGGUCAGAGGCACAAGAAUCACCUAUUACAAGCGUGAAAAUGAACUGGAGAAAAAUGGAACUGUCCUGGGAGAGCAGCAAGAAUUUCUCUAAGUACACAUGCACCCUCAUGGACAGGGAUAUGGAAAGUAUACGAAAAGAGGUGAAUAGUCCACUAUGCAGGUUUCCAGUGGAACAAUACGUGCCUCUGCACAAAGGGGUAGACUUUGUCAUUGAAGUGCCAGACACAAACAUCUCAAAAACUUGCAGCUUUAUCCCUGGAGGCAUGAAUGGGUCAGCAAUUGAAAACUUCUCCUGCGUGAUUUAUAAUGUUUCCCUCAUGAACUGCACUUGGCAGGCAGGCAAGGAUGCUCCAGGAGAUACUCAGUAUUUUCUCUACUGGCAGAACUCGAGAGACGAUGAUGUGAUGGAAUGUGAGCUUUACACUAAAGAUGAAAACGGCAGAAACACGGGAUGUAGAUUCCUAAAUGUGAGGAUAGAGACUGAAAAAGCUUACUUCCUGGUGAACGGGUCUAGCAAAGACUCCUUGAUCCAGUUCUAUGAUGAGUACAUUCCACUGUAUAAAAUUGAAAUACUAACUCCUCCAUUAAAUGUCACUGUCACUUGUACUAGAGGUUCAGCUGGUUGCGUAAUUACAUGGCAACCACCCCGUACAAGUCACGUGGAAAAAGUACAGUGUUUUCAGUAUGAAAUUAGCAUACAAAAUAAGGAUGAACCCAAAGAAGAGAAAAAACAUCCUUCUGUAAGAAACAACAGAUAUGAAUUCCAAAACUACAAUGAGAAAAAAAAUUACAUUCUGAAAAUCAGAGCGCGUGGAAAAAACUGUCUCGUAAGCUCAAGCUGGGGGGAAUGGAGUAAACUCAUUGAGUUUGGAGAAGGGAAAAAACCCUCUAUUUUUGUGAUUUUACUUCCGAUAGCACUUGGAACAACCUUAGUGACACUGCUCCAGUAUUGUCUUUUCAAAAGGUAUUGCAGUUUCAAAAGCGUAUUUUCUCCCAUUCCACAACCAAGAGACAAAUUUAAUACAUCAGCUGAUGAAGAUAUCCAGACAGAAUACGUAAAUCUACCAAAAAAGAGUUGUACUGAAGAAGUAACUAUGGUGGAAGAGAUGACCUGA
Molecule: messenger RNA, 1200 nt
Organism: Opisthocomus hoazin
Lineage: Eukaryota; Metazoa; Chordata; Aves; Opisthocomiformes; Opisthocomidae
Product: granulocyte-macrophage colony-stimulating factor receptor subunit alpha
Biological process (GO): cytokine-mediated signaling pathway
Cellular component (GO): external side of plasma membrane; membrane
Molecular function (GO): cytokine receptor activity; protein binding
Source: RefSeq, a predicted model, not a curated record